This is a messenger RNA of Theileria orientalis strain Shintoku, 2082 nucleotides long. RefSeq names its product tryptophanyl-tRNA synthetase. Gene Ontology annotation, biological process: tryptophanyl-tRNA aminoacylation. Bases 1 to 2082 code for a protein of 693 amino acids. NCBI's taxonomy places the organism in Eukaryota, Apicomplexa, Aconoidasida, Piroplasmida, Theileriidae. The transcript has 12 exons. Gene Ontology annotation, cellular component: cytoplasm. The record is from RefSeq and is a predicted model, not a curated record. Gene Ontology annotation, molecular function: tryptophan-tRNA ligase activity; ATP binding.
AUGAAAAUGGUUGAAAAGGCCUGCAGUUUUGUGGAAAGCUCCUUUCAUAUCAUUAAGGGAGCAGCCUGUAUGGCCUUUUCAAUUCCAACCGGACGGUCCACUAAAUCUCUGAAAAGAUCUGCAAAUGGCGGAGUGAUAACGCUGACUAAUCUGAAGAGUAUGCCGACGGAGAGCGACUAUAAUUUGUUUAAGCAGCUGGUAAAGGCUAAGGUGGCGGAGGACGCUAAGUUCAGAGUGUUAAAUGUGGAAAGAAAAGUAGCGGAAUCAGUGUACGGAGAUUCAAUAUACGACGAUUUCAAAGUCCCAGAAUCAGUAAAACGGUUGCGGUUGGUCAUCCUCAAGGAGUGGAACAUCAACGCGAACGUAAACCAGGUGUUAAACUCGACCGGGUUAAUCAGGGAGAUAACAAUAAAUAAGCUCAAAUAUAAGCCGGAGACGAACAUGCUGGAGAUCGGAUUCAACGUGACGCCCGGAGACCAGGAGAUUUUGUGCAGCGAGGAAGUGGUGAACUCUGAGGCCGAGUGCCCCUCGAAACAGAACACACUGCCCGCAACGGAACUGGAAUACAACUACGGAGCCUUUUCUGAGAUAUUCUUCGUGAAUUCAAGACCCGCGAACAAGGAAAAGGAAGAGAAGGUCGUGGACUACGAGAAGUUAACGGAACAAUUCGGAUGCUCCUUAAUAACCAAGGAAACAUUGGAAAGGGUUAAGAGAAUAGUGGGAGAAGUGCACCCGUUUUUAAGAAGAGGCCUCUUCUUCUGCCACAGAGACCUCGACCUGCUGCUGGACCACGUGGAAAGAGGAAAGAAGUUCUUCAUAUACACCGGAAGAGGGCCAUCGUCAGAAUCACUGCAUCUAGGACACCUAAUACCCUUCAUGUUCACGCGCUGGCUUCAAAAGGCCUUUAGAGUGCCAGUGGUCAUCAUGCUGAGUGACGACGAGAAGUUCGUAUUCAGAGAGGAGCUGGACCUGGAGGAAGUCGGGAAGCUGUCGCUGGAAAACGCGAAGGACAUCAUAGCAAUAGGCUUCGACCCCGAACUCACGUUCAUAUUCCGAAACACGGACUACAUAAGUUACCUCUACAAGGUGGGCCUGAAGUUGCAGAAGAAGACAACGUUUAACCAGCUGAGAGGGUGCUUUGGAUUCGACGCCUCGACGAACGUGGGAAUGCUGGCCUACCCACUGAUAGAGGGAGCGGCGUCAUUCAGCGAGUCCUUUCCGCACAUAUUCGGAGACGACAAGGAAGUGAUGUGUCUAGUACCACAGGGGAUAGACCAGGACCCUUUUUUUAGAUUAACACGAGGGCUGGCGCCAAAACUGGGAUUACACAAGCCAGCACUGAUACACUCUAAAUUUAUACCAUCGCUACUAGGAGUAAAUAGUAAAAUGUCGUCAUCAAUUGAAGGAUCGGCAGUAUUUGUGACAGAUACCCCUGAAAUGAUAAGGAAAAAGAUACAUAAAUACGCCUUUUCAGGUGGAAGAGCCACAGCAAAAGAACACAUGGAGCUUGGACCGGAUUUAGAAGUGGAUGUGUCAUAUCAAUACCUAAGAUUCUUAGUAGAUGACGAUGACGAGCUGGAAAAAAUGACUGAAAACUAUAAGUCGGGAAGAAUGUUGUCAGGGCAGCUGAAAGAUAAGCUAGUGGAAGUGUUGGUCCCGAUAGUUCAAAAUCAUCAGGAAUUGAGAAAAAAAGUAGAUGACGAGAUGUUGAAAAGAUUUAUGGAUCCAGAUAGAGAGUCGUUUCAGCGGUUACAAUUUCAAAAAAUAAAGUUGCAACUGUACCACUGGAAUGAAGAGAACCAUCUGGUUGAACUGAUGUUGAACCAGAGAGUCCACUUUGAGUUGAUUGUACGGGCUCCUGUUUCCAUCGAUAGGUGGAAUGAUUUAAGUAGCAGUUUGUGUCAUUCAUGCCAAAUUUAUGCAUAUAUUGUUGAGAGCUACAUUGUGAAAAACGCUUUUGGGAUAAACCCCCGUAGAUUAAUACUCUUAGUGGUCCCCUGCCACUCUCCAUUAACAUUUUUUUUAAAUGUUAAAAUAUUAUCCUCUAAGAAAAGCACAAAUACUUUGGUUUUAUGGUUAUAA